This is a messenger RNA of Soboliphyme baturini, 2921 nucleotides long. The record is from the annotation of a GenBank genome assembly. Lineage: Eukaryota; Metazoa; Nematoda; Enoplea; Dioctophymatida; Soboliphymatidae.
AACACUGAUCCAAUGGGAAAAGAUAGGAGAGAUUAUUCGCGUCGUAGCUCCAGGGAAAGAAGUCCUAAAGACAAAGAAAGAGAUCGUCGGCGUCGCAGCAGAAGCCCGAGAGACCGCGGCUUAGAGAGAAGCAGGGACCGUCGGAGCCCGAAGGACAAACGUCGUGAAAAGGAUAAAGACCGUUCCCAGAAAUCAACCAAAAAUCGAUCCCAUAGCCAAAGCCCAAUGCCCGAAGCACCUAGGGUUGGAUCGAUAGCUGCGGACUUGGUAAAUAUUUUUGAUAUCAACAACAAAGAGGCGGAAAAGAAGCUCGAAGAGGAGAUGCGGAAACGAAAAGAAAGGAUCGAACGAUGGCGGGCGGAACGCCGAGCCAGAAUGAUUGCUUCUGGUCAGAUCGACGUAGUAGCUGAAUCGAAGUCGAUGCAACCGUCAAAGAAAUGGACUCUGGAAGAUGAUGCUGACGACGAGAUGGAGCCUGAUGACAUGACUGAGGCCGUUGUUACAGAAGCACCUAAGACGCCGCCAGAGAAACCUGCCAAGACGGUCGAAGAGCCGAUGCCGGAAGCGGCAGAAAACCCAGAUGAAGACCCACUCGAUGCCUACAUGCAGGAAGUUCAUCAAGAAGUUCACCAACUUCGUUCUAUCAAAGAGACGAUGCGGACGCAGAACGAAAAGACUCAAGAAAUCGGAAAGGCAAAAAUAGUGGUCGUCACAAAGAUUGCCACGCAUAAGGACCCGUCUUCAAAAGGUGACAUUAUCGAACAAGAUGCUGAUGCUUUGGAGUAUUCUGACGAAGAGGAUGACAUCGAUAUUGAACAAGCAAUGAGCAGUUUGGCAGCGAGGGCUAAACAGCUUCCAGUCACCGAUCACGGAAAGGUAUAUUACAGACCCUUUCGAAAGAACUUUUACAUUGAAGUCCCGGAACUUGCAAAAAUGACUAACGAAGAAGUAGAGGCGUACCGAGAAGAGUUGGAGGGUAUUCGAGUUCGAGGCAAAAACUGUCCGAAGCCCAUCAAAAAUUGGGCUCAGAGCGGCAGUAGCAGAAAGGUCCUGGACGUACUGAAGAAAAGUGGGUUCGAGAAACCGACACCCAUUCAGGCACAGGCAAUACCGGCGAUUCUUUGCGGACGUGACGUUAUUGGCAUCGCUAAGACGGGUAGUGGAAAAACUCUGGCUUUUCUGAUUCCGAUGUACAGACACGUUUUGGACCAGCCUUCUCUUGAAGAAAUGGAUGGCCCAAUAGCGCUCAUAAUGACUCCAACACGUGAGCUGGCAAUGCAGAUAGCAAAGCAAUGCCGCAAAUUCACUCGCGCACUGGGACUGAACACGGUCUGUGUCUAUGGUGGUACGGGUAUUUCGGAGCAGAUCGCUGAAUUGAAACGUGGUGCCGAAAUCAUCGUUUGCACGCCAGGCAGAAUGAUCGACAUGCUAGCGGCAAACAAUGGAAAAGUGACCAAUCUCCGUCGAGUAACUUACCUGGUGCUAGACGAGGCAGACCGCAUGUUUGACAUGGGCUUCGAGCCACAGGUGAUGAAAAUAGUAGGAAAUAUUAGGCCGGACAGGCAGACGGUCAUGUUUUCGGCGACAUUUCCUCGCCAGAUGGAGGCUCUUGCAAGAAAGGUGCUGCAAAAACCUAUCGAAAUUAUUGUUGGUAGUCGCAGCGUCGUCUGCAAAGAGGUCGAGCAACACGUGUGCAUUGUUGACGAUGACCAGAAAUUUCUAAAGUUGUUGGAAUUACUUGGUGUUUACUACGAAUUAGGCAACAUCCUAGUGUUCGUUGACAAACAGGAGAAAGCGGACGAAUUGGUUGGUGACUUGAUUAAAGCCGGCUACCCGGCAGCACCCAUCCACGGAGGCUUAGAUCAGUUCGACCGUGAUUCUACGAUAGUCGAUUUCAGAAGCGGCGUCAUCCGGCUGCUCAUUGCUACAUCGGUCGCUGCAAGAGGUCUUGAUGUGAAGAAUAUGAUUCUCGUUGUUAACUACGAUUGCCCGAAUCAUUACGAAGACUACGUCCACCGCGUUGGUCGAACCGGCAGGGCCGGAAACAAGGGAUAUGCGUACACUUUCAUUACGCCCACUGGACAGGAAAGAAAUUCCGGAGACCUUGUAAAAGCUCUAGAACUUUCAGGCAGUGAAGUUCCAGAUGAACUUAUGUCAAUGUGGGAAGUCUAUAAGAAGAAAAUGGCAGCUGAAGGCAAGGAAGUGAAGCAAGGAGGUGGCUAUGGUGGUCAUGGAUAUAAGUUCGAUGAAGCAGAGGCGGAGGCAGUAGCGUCCAAAAGAAAAAUGGAAAAGCUGGUACUCGGCCUCCAGGGAUCUGAUGACGAUGACGAUGAUGAUAUCGAGCAGCAGAUUCAGAGCCUAAUGAAAUCCACGCGAAGAGUGACUGAGGGUGCUUUACCACUUUUCAUGUCGAACGGUACCGUGACUGCCGCAGGCGUGGCACAAGCCAACCAACAGGCAUUAGAACGUGCUAAGGCUCUGGCGAAGCAGAUCAACAUCGAACGGAACCUUGGCUUAGGCGCGAAAGAUAUUGCUCAACAGACGGCUGAAGCAGUUCUUAAGGGUGGUGCCGCGGGUCCUGUAAGCGUAUCAGCGAAAACUAUUGCACAACAGCUCGCCGAAAAGUUGAAUGAGAAGCUGAAUUAUGUUCCGUCUGAACUGCCUCCUCAGGAAGAACAACAAGAGUAUUCUCGUUACGAAGAGGAGUUGGAAAUCAACGACUUCCCGCAACAGGUCCGUUGGCGUAUCACCAGUAGAGAGACACUGUCUCAGGUUCAAGAAUAUGCGGAAGUUGGCAUUUCGCUGGCUAUAAGCCGCGCCAAGUCUGAAAUCAUCCGCGUACUUAAAGAAGAAAUAAGAAAGUUGGCAUCGAUGAAUUCAGCUCAAAUUUACAACAAAGCCAAGUACAAAGUAUUAUAAUG